Aplosporella prunicola CBS 121167 is the source of this 1547-nucleotide messenger RNA. RefSeq lists its product as uncharacterized. Lineage: Eukaryota; Fungi; Ascomycota; Dothideomycetes; Botryosphaeriales; Aplosporellaceae. The transcript has a single exon. The coding region runs from base 118 to 1050 and encodes 310 amino acids. The record is from RefSeq and is a predicted model, not a curated record.
GCUGUUCUUGCGCCUUGUUCAAUUGCUCCCUCUCUCUCUCUCUCUCUCUCCUCUCUCCUCCUCUCUUUCUAGCAGCCUGUCUCAGCACAAGCACAAGCACCCGCCGCCACAGAAACAAUGCUGCCACUCGCGCGCAGCAGCCUGCUCGCGCUCUGCUGCAUCCUCUUCAGCACGCUCAGCGCGGCGCAAACGGCCACAGCACCAGCACCGGCCUCCAACGCCGCGACGACGACGUCCGCAAGCCCCACCUCAUCACCCUCUUCGUCCUUCGCAACCGCCUCGGCCUCGCGCAACACCACCACCACCACCGGCCGCACGAGCACCACCUCCAGCAGCGCAUUCGACCCCUCGGCCCCGCCCGACGUCUACCUCAACGUGCCGCGCCUGCACGUCGGCCGCAUCGAGCUGGACGUCGACGACCUGCGCGCCGACAUCAACCUGAACGCUGUCGUGGCGCGAGGGCUCGUGAGCAUAAACGCGGGGGUGGCCGUCAGCGUGCAGAAAGUGAACAUCACGAUCGCAGACGUGGACGCUGAGCUCGAGCUGGUUGUACGACUGGGCCAUCUCGUCGACAUUGUGAACCGCGUCUUCGACAGCCUGGACCUGAACCCCCUGCUCAUCAGCACGGUCAGCAACGUCACCAGCAUCCUGGACGACGUAGUUGUCGGCGCCGUCGACGGCCUGCUCGGCAGUGUCACGCAGGGCGGCACGAAGCUGUCGUUCUUGGUUGACAAUCUCGGCAAUAUCGUCCAGGAGGUGACGGGCGGCGCGGAUGGCGCUGUCAGCUCGAUUGUCGGGAACUACAAGGCGAAUAUGACGGAGACGGGCGCCCAGCAGAGCUUGGGCGACGGGUACGUCAAGAAGACGUUUUCGUACUCGCCGCUGAACGCGCUCGUCGACAUUGUGUUUGAUUCCGCGGGGAGGGUCGUGCAGGCCGUGGUGCAGGGGAAGGGGGGGAGCGGCGGUGGUAGUGGGAGUGGGAGUCAGACGAGUUCGUCGGCCGCGGGGACGAGUACGGUCGGGGGGACGAGUACGCCUGUUGCUAGAUAGAUAGGGUGGGUUUCAGGGAGUAGGCGGGCAGUGGGAUGGGUUUUAAAUCCUCGCCGAAGUAACCACCGCUCCCCGGACAUGUUUUUUACAUAGCUGCGAGCGCACAAUCUCGCUUCAUAGGCACAGAUGCUAAUUGGGUAGAGCUUGAUUAGGCUGGAAGUUAUGAAACCUAUCCAGUGUUUCUCGGCUGCGAAACAUUCUGAAAGGCAGGCUAUCGCGUGUCUGAGGACGGCUUAUGUACCCUUUUUCUGGUUCGGUGUCUCGGUUCCGGAAGACCAUCUGAAAUCCCGGUUGUUGUACGUUCUUGGUUCAUUAUCCUGGGAUAAGUAUUGCUUUGCUUGGCUUGAGGAGAGGACCUGGAGGUUUUGGACAAAUGUAAAUAUGGAUGCAGACUCUUUUUCUUGGGACAUGUUGCUCACCAAAGAAGCUUUAAUUCCGUCUGCGCUACAAUCACAGUUUGGAGUAGGCGACGAAGCAAGAGCAGCAGUUACAGCGGC